AUGAAAUCUAAACAUUUACUCGUCGCGCAGAAAAUGUUUUUUGAUUCUUAGUAAUUCAUUUAACAUAAAAUAUCCCUAUAAUUUCUAAGAAAAACGAGUUCAAAUCUCAUGCAAUAGAAAUAUAGUUCAGUUGUUUUUGAAUUAAUCAUGGCCUGUCGAACGAGUGAUAGUGAAUCAAAUUUAUUACAUAAAAUUUACACAAGUGAUCCAAUAGCCUAUAAAAAUUAUGUUAACAAGACAGUAAUAAUUACAACUCAAGAUUUCAAUGUCUAUACUGGCAUUGUUUACACCGUAGAUCCAGUUUCGGAGAGUUUUGUUUUACUGCAACCAAGAGAAAACGCAAAAGAAAUACAAAUGAAGAUCGUUGUGGGAUCAUCAAUUAAAAAUAUUGAAUGUUCAUCUGAUGCUGAUACAGUGCUGCUACCUGAAUUGUUCGUAGCUCCAGAAAUGUAUAAUUUUACACAAGAAGAAAUUAUAAAAAGAAAAGAACUAAUUACUAAGAUAUUAUUAGACAAUCGAUUUCCUGUAACAGAAGAGGAAGGUAUUUUGUGCAUUGAGGAUACUGUGAAAAUAGAACCACCUUACCAACCUGAAAAUUGUAUAUGCUUUAAUAGUAUCAUUUUAAAUAGAAUACAAACUCUUCUAGCUCGCAAUUCCAUAUAAAAAUU
Molecule: messenger RNA, 668 nt
Organism: Phymastichus coffea
Lineage: Eukaryota; Metazoa; Arthropoda; Insecta; Hymenoptera; Eulophidae
Product: gem-associated protein 6-like
Exons: 2
Coding region: 148-663 (171 amino acids)
Biological process (GO): spliceosomal snRNP assembly; spliceosomal complex assembly
Cellular component (GO): SMN complex; nucleus
Source: RefSeq, a predicted model, not a curated record